Molecule: messenger RNA, 1034 nt
Organism: Bursaphelenchus xylophilus (pine wood nematode)
Lineage: Eukaryota; Metazoa; Nematoda; Chromadorea; Rhabditida; Aphelenchoididae
Source: the annotation of a GenBank genome assembly
AUGGCCGCCUUUGAUGUGGAUAAUAUGAUCGCGCGUCUGCUGAAUGUCGGGAUGACCGGGGGUCGUCUGACCACCCAAGUCAGCGAACAGGAGCUCUCGCAGCUCUGUCAGAUUGCCAAGGAGGUUUUCAUUUCCCAGUCCUCCCUCAUCGAAGUCGAUCCUCCUCUUGUUGUGUGCGGAGACAUUCACGGUCAGGUACGAAUACUUUCGUUUAGAUUAUAUUUCACUAUUACAGUACUCCGACCUUCUCCGUGUGUUCGACAAGAACGGAUUCCCACCCGAGCAAAAUUAUCUCUUCUUGGGAGGUAAGGCAACCAAAUUAUGCAACCUGUUUGUUAGAUUACGUUGAUCGUGGUCGUCAGAACAUUGAGACAAUCUGUCUGAUGUUCUGCUACAAGAUCAAGUACCCGGAGAACUUCUUCAUGCUCCGUGGAAACCACGAAUGUCCAGCCAUCAACCGAGUCUACGGAUUCUUUGAGGAAUGCAACCGACGAUACAAGUCGAUCAGACUUUGGAACUCGUUCCAGGAUACGUUCAAUUGGAUGCCUUUGUGUGGAUUGAUUGGCGGCAAGAUCCUCUGCAUGCAUGGGGGAUUGUCUCCUCAACUGACCAGCCUGGAUCAGUUGCGCAAUCUUCCCCGUCCUCAAGAUCCCCCCAAUCCCAGUAUGGGCAUCGAUCUUCUGUGGGCCGAUCCCGAUCAGUGGGCCAAGGGAUGGCAGGCAAACACCCGUGGAGUUUCGUACGUCUUCGGUCAGGAUGUGGUGGUCGACAUCUGCACCAAACUUGACAUCGAUCUUGUGGCGCGAGCCCAUCAGGUGGGUUGAAAGAAGCUCUGCUGAUUAGUGAUUCAGGUGGUCCAAGAUGGCUACGAGUUCUUUGCCAAUCGCCGUCUGGUCACCAUCUUCUCAGCCCCGCAUUAUUGUGGUCAGUUUGACAAUGCCGCGGCCACGAUGAAUGUCUCGGAUGACUUAAACUGCUCCUUCUCCGUCUACCGUCCUACUGCCAAAGCCGUCCGUAUGGCCUUGAAGGCUUGA